This is a messenger RNA of Caenorhabditis elegans, 1587 nucleotides long. RefSeq names its product CYtochrome P450 family (gene cyp-35A3). The record is from RefSeq and is marked reviewed. The coding region runs from base 41 to 1525 and encodes 494 amino acids. Lineage: Eukaryota; Metazoa; Nematoda; Chromadorea; Rhabditida; Rhabditidae. The transcript is spliced from 7 exons.
AUAUAAAAUCAGAUAUUUCAAUUUUAAUUCUCAAAUCGAAAUGUUUUUCGUUCUCUUCAUCGCUGCGUGUUUAAGUUGGCUAAUUGUUCGUCAGUACCAAAAGGUCUCCAGACAUCCGCCAGGGCCUAUUUCCUUCCCACUUAUCGGGAAUCUUCCACAAAUUUGCUACUACCUAUGGUCAACUGGAGGAAUUGUUUCGGCUCUUGAUUUGCUCAGAAAGAAAUACGGCAACAUUUUCACACUAUGGGUUGGUCCAGUUCCGUACGUCAGCAUUGCAGAUUUUGAAACUUCCCAUGAAGUUUUUGUAAAAAACGGCGGUAAAUAUGCAGAUAAACUACACGCCCCAAUAAUGAGGGAUAUUAGAAAAGAUAAAGGCAUUGCGUUUACUAAUGGAGAUCACUGGCAAGAAAUGAGGAGAUUUUCUCUGCAGACUUUCCGGAAUAUGGGGGUUGGGAAGGAUAUCAUGGAGACAAGAAUAUUGGAAGAACUUGAUGCAAGAUGCUCCGACAUUGAUAAAUCAGCAAAGAACGGAGUCACUGUAGCACAAGCCUCCGAAUUUUUUGAUUUAACCGUUGGAAGUGUCAUCAACAGUAUUUUGGUUGGCAAACGAUUUGAAGAAGAUACAAAACAUGUGUUUUUGAGAAUUAAAAAUACAAUUGAUGAAUCUUUCAAACUUAUCACUCCUUUUAAUACUACCGUUCCUGUUUGGAUUUUGAAAACUUUCUUCAAGGAUCGCUAUGACAAAAUGGCGGAUGCUCAAGAAAUAGCGAAAAACUUUGUAGCUGCAGAAGCGCUCAAAAGAAUAGAAGACAUAAAAUCUGGAAAAUAUGUGAUUGAUGAGAACAAUCUCCAAGAUUACACUGACGCUUUCCUGUUGAAAAUGCAGAAAGAAGGAGAGAAUCUGGAUUUUAACACUGAAACCUUAAAAACAAUGUUAGUUGAUUUGUGGUUAACCGGACAAGAAACAACUACAACUACAUUGACUUCUGGAUUCAAUCAACUUUUGCUACAUCCGGAAGUUAUGGUGAAAGCUAGAGAGGAACUUAUGAACGUAACUGAAAAUGGUUCUCGAAGUCUCAGUCUUACUGACCGUUCAUCAACUCCAUACUUGAACGCAAUGAUUGGAGAGAUUCAACGCCAUGCCUCAAUUCUUAACUUAAGUUUCUGGAAAGUCAACAAAGAAUUCACAUACAUAGGCGGUCACCCUGUCGAUGCUGGAGCUCUUGUUACUGCUCAACUCAGUGCUCUCCAUGUCAAUGAAACCUAUUUUACAAAUCCGCAAGUUUUCGAACCGGAAAGGUAUAGUCAAGAUGAGAAGCUUCUACAGAAAAUAAUUCCAUUCGGAGUUGGAAAGAGAAGUUGCCUGGGAGAAUCUUUGGCAAAAGCAGAAUUGUAUUUAAUCUUUGGAAACCUCCUUCUUCGCUAUAAAUUCGAGCCACAUGGAAAACUUUCGGCUACCGAUUUGAUGCCAUACAGCGCUGGGAGGAGACCAUUCAAGCUGGAAAUGAAAUUUGUAAAAAUUUGAAUAAAUCGUUGCAGUAUUUCAAUUGUAGUGAAUGUUUAAAUAAAAGUUACACUUGAAAAAAA